GAGCAAGACUUCCGUCUAUACCGGAAGGAAGUUGCCAAACACGUUAGGCCUUCAGUUAGAAGCAGCUGCGGAAGGACCUGGGUCUUCUGGCUUCAGCGUGAUCAUGUUUCUCCAGUAUUAUCUCAAUGAACAGGGAGACCGGGUCUAUACCUUAAAGAAGCUCGACCCCACGGGACAACAGACUUGCUCGGCCCAUCCUGCUCGGUUCUCCCCAGACGACAAAUAUUCUCGACACCGGAUCACUAUCAAGAAACGCUUCAAGGUGCUUAUGACCCAGCAACCGCGCCCCGUCCUUUGAGAAUCUCUUAAAAUUGUAUGCUGCCUGCUAGCGCUCAUGAGACUGUGCAACCAAGCUCUUCGAUCUGUGAGCCUUGAAGAUUUACUCCAACCCUUGCUCAUUAGAAUCCGGUCUCAUCAUUGCCUUUGAUCAUGCUUGUUGUGAAGCAGUCAUGCUAGCAUUCCCUUUAAAGGGAAAAAGUUUGAAUCUUUUUUUCAUACUUUGAAUCACUGCCAUGUUAUUAAAAUGAUUUGAAAGAGC
Messenger RNA from Phacochoerus africanus (Common warthog), 538 nucleotides. It is a transcript of the gene NOP10, whose product is annotated as NOP10 ribonucleoprotein. Gene Ontology annotation, molecular function: box H/ACA snoRNA binding; telomerase RNA binding. The transcript has 2 exons. Lineage: Eukaryota; Metazoa; Chordata; Mammalia; Artiodactyla; Suidae. Gene Ontology annotation, biological process: positive regulation of telomerase RNA localization to Cajal body; snRNA pseudouridine synthesis; ribosome biogenesis. Gene Ontology annotation, cellular component: box H/ACA telomerase RNP complex; box H/ACA snoRNP complex. The record is from RefSeq and is a predicted model, not a curated record. The coding region runs from base 104 to 298 and encodes 64 amino acids.